Acanthaster planci (crown-of-thorns starfish) is the source of this 6928-nucleotide messenger RNA. RefSeq names its product tudor domain containing 9 (gene tdrd9). The record is from RefSeq and is a predicted model, not a curated record. Gene Ontology annotation, molecular function: ATP binding; helicase activity; RNA binding. NCBI's taxonomy places the organism in Eukaryota, Metazoa, Echinodermata, Asteroidea, Valvatida, Acanthasteridae. Gene Ontology annotation, cellular component: intracellular anatomical structure.
GUAGCGCACAUGCGUCAGAUAUGUCAUGUUUGGUAGCCGUCCACGUACAUAUAUGAAGGCUUGAACACUUAUGUGGAGUGCGGGACAUUUUGUCACGGAUAUUUUGCUGGCUUCGAAACAUGACAGCCUAACAGUUUCUUUGCCAGUCGUUGACGACUUCUCACCAAUGCCACAAUGAGCCGUUUAACGACAGAGCUGACGUUUGACCACAUCAAUGACUUCUUUAAACUCGGGGUGAAGAAUCCUCGUAUGCCUGACACGCUAGCAAAGAGCAGCACGGGUGGCUGGGGGAGAUGUCAACCACGUGAAGUGUCCGAGGCGGCGGACGCAGCUCAAGUCCCCAGCUACAGACGCAACCCACAAGAUGCCUAUCACCAGCAGGAAUACGUCCAGCAGUACCAAAAGCAAUGGGAGGAGGAGCGAUUGCAGGAUCAUGGGGGCGGAGCAGCAGGGGGCGAUAUUGGAGCCAGGAGCAUCCACACUAGUCUGUCGGAUUUGGAGAGCAUGACGGAGAGUGACGUCUUCAGCUUGCCCAAUGAUAUUCCUGCAGAGCUUGCAUCCCGAGUCUACCACAACUACAACUUCGAUCACACUUACAAUCCGGCACUCCCGAUCACAGAGUUCAGUGAGCAGGUUGUAAACACCAUUGAGGCCCAUUCAGUGGCGAUUAUUCAGGGACCUACAGGAAGCGGUAAGACAACCCAGGUGCCUCAGUAUAUCUUGGAUUACUACGCCAUCCAAGACAAGCACUGUAACAUCAUCGUGACCCAGCCCCGCCGUAUCGCCGCCAUCAGCAUCGCCCGACGGGUCUGCGAGGAACGGCGUUGGCAGCUGGGAAGUCUCGUCGGGUACCAGGUUGGCAUGGAUCGAUGUGUUUCCGAUGACACCAGGCUUACGUUCGUUACCACCGGUGUACUGUUGCAGAGGCUAGUGAACAGCCGCACCAUGAACAAAUACACACACAUCAUUCUUGAUGAGGUGCAUGAACGAGAUCAGGAGAUGGACUUUGCCCUGCUCGUGACGCGGAAGCUACAGAGGUCAAACUCCAGACACGUUAAGAUUAUUUUAAUGUCGGCGACCUUUGACACCUCGAUGUUUGCACAUUACUUUGCCAUGCCCAUCGCGGGAAAGUUGGAAGAUGCACCAGUUGUGAACAUUGAGGGCAGAAUUUACGAUGUGCAAGAGCAUUAUGUGGAGGACAUCUCACAUCUGGGACCGUACAUUGAAAGUGAAAACGGGGAUGCGGCAGUAACGAGUGAAGCCUAUGACCUAGCCAGAGCCUUGAUUGUCCAAUUUGAUGAGCUGGAAGUGGCUGAACAAGGAGAUCAUGAGAAGAGUGGUCGGGCUAAACACAGGGGUACAGUCUUAGUCUUUCUACCAGGAUUGGCUGAGAUAAACCAACUGGAUCAGUUGUUGGCCAGUGUGGGUCCUACCCACAGGCUGUGGGUGUUGCCACUUCACUCAACAAUCACCACCCAAGAGCAAGCCAGGGCAUUCGUCAAGGCACAGGAUGGCUUCAGGAAAGUCAUUUUAGCAACUAACAUUGCAGAGAGCUCUAUCACUGUGCCCGAUAUCAAAUAUGUCAUUGACUUCAUGCUGACUAAGUGCAUGGUGUGCGACCCAGAGACUAACUAUCAAAGCCUCAAACUUCAUUGGGCUUCCAAAGCCAAUGCCAUCCAGAGGAAAGGGCGAGCUGGUCGUGUGUCGUCAGGUAAGGUCUACAGACUCGUCACCAGGGAAUUCUAUGAGGACUGCAUCCAAGAUUAUGGAAUCCCAGAAAUGAGGCGUUGUCCAUUGGAGCGUCUGAUUCUUCAAGUCAAGAUGCUUGACCUAGGGGAACCCAGAGCCAUCUUGGCCCUGGCCUUGGAACCUCCUAACCUAGACAACAUCACAAGGACUGUACUACUCCUCAAAGAGGUUGGUGCUUUGUCCACAACAACCGGUGGUGUGAUCUCCCCCAGCGACAGCGAUGGUGAUCUGACUUUCGUGGGAAGGGUGCUGGCGAACCUCCCUGUGGACAUCCGCAUCGGCAAGGUCCUGUUGCUCGGCCACGUCUUUGACUGUCUCAAGGAGUGCCUUAUCAUUGGUGCUAGCCUGUCUUUGAAGAGCUUCUUUGCUCGGCCUUACAAGGAUCCACUCAAGGCUUAUGGUGCCAAGCUAGACUGGGCCAACAACUCAUUCAGCGAUUGUAUCGCCAUCCUGAAUGCGUUCACCCAGUGGGACAAUCUCCGACAGACCAAGGGAUUCCUACGAGCUGGCAUGAAUGAGAGAAAGUGGGGAGAGAAGCACAUGAUUCAGAUAAAUCGAAUCCGCGAGGUGAUGGAUGUUAUCAAGGAACUGAGCGAUCGAUUGGCCAAAUUCAAUAUCCAACUGCCUCGGGGAAAACACAAGAAACCGAGUCAGAGUGACCAUGGCGAGGAUCGUCUGAUUUUGAAGAUUGUUCUGGCUGGAGCGUUUUACCCCAACUACUUCAGCUGUGAGCAGCCAGAUGAAGCACAAGCUUUGAAGCAGCUCUCAGGCAAAGACCCUUGUACCACUGUCAUGGUUAGCAAUCUACCUCCCCAUUCCUACCUGUACAAAGCAGAAAUUGCCAGUCUCUUUGAGCAGUGCGGCAAAGGCAAACAACUCUACUUUGAGGAGAGCAAGGCUUUCAUAGAGUUUGAGCGCCCUCACACCAUGACGACCACAGAAUCAAGCUCCAUUUUGAAUGCAGUGUACAUGGCCGUUAAAAUGAGAUUGCUACGCCUUCCCAUGACCAUUCAGAUGUACGAGGUUGAUGAGGCUGAUGUGAAGGUUGUAGAGGAAGCCAAGGAACUUGCUUCACAGUCGUCCAGACAGCUCCGAACCAACAGAUUAUCAGCCUCCGUAGACACCAGUGCACCUAGACAGGUUCCCCUCCCACCAGCCAAAAAGAACUGGAUUGAUGUCUUUGUCACUGAGGUUGUGGACGGGAAUCGAUUCUGGGCUCACUACGCUGACCAGGAGACCUUCAAACAGUUGGACAACAUCAUGAGACAGACCAACGGUCCAAGUAUCGAAAAGAUACCGCUUGAUGAACUUCCUAAGGCAGGUGUGUAUUGCCUGGCUCCAUUCGUUGAUGAGGAGAACGACCGCAAGUAUUACCGAGCCCGCAUUGAAGCGGUGCAGACAAACGGACCCAAAGUCAGGGUGUUCUAUUUGGACUAUGGAAACCUAGGGGAAGUUGAUAGGCAGGAGUUGAGAAAGAUGGCCAAGAGUCUACUGGAAAUACCGUUCCAGGCAUUUGAAUGUGUGCUUUGUGAGAUCAAACCAUUUUAUCACCUGCCUAACAACCAGUGGUUGCCCGUAGCGACACAGAGACUGGCUGAGCUGGCCUGCAACAGAAUCAUGACAGCUAAGGUGUUCUCAGUGGUGAGUGGUACACUGCGUGUGGAUCUAUACGACUGCUCCAAGGAACCUUCGCUUCACAUCAAUCAGAUUUUGGUCAGGGAAGAAGUUGCUGACCGAGCAGAGGAGCCCUACGUCUCCAAGCUCAAUAACCUACAGAGACAGGAGGAGGCUGACUACAAGUUUGCAGACUCAGGCUGGGUGGAAGUUCCCCGGGCAACACAACUGGGAACUAGGGAACAGAGAGCCAGGCCUCGAGGCAAGGCAUCUCUUCGAGGCCCUAAUAGUCCCUAUGAAAUCAGCUUCGGCAGCAUGACCCGUGUCGGGAGACUAAGGUCAACCAAAGUGGAGAGGGAUAGCGUCAACUCGGUGGCCCUUAGCAACGCCCCCGAGGAGAAGUAUGAGAAGAUGAUGGUGGCAGCCCAUGUAGGCCUGAACCAUGCAGGCAACACAUUGUUGGCGAGAGACACCACGCUGAUGCCCAACAUACCAGACCUGCCCGCUCUGAUCUGCAUUCUCUUUGCUCCAGUUAUGGAACUCAGGAGAGAUAAGAAGAACACCAGAUUAACCGGUGCACUAUGCGGUCUUGGGUAUGAUCCUGAGACCAAAGGUGCCGUGUUACCAGACCAUGACAUUGAGGUGACCUUUGACACUCUCAUCACCAGUAAAGACAUUGCAACGAUCAAUGCCAUCCGCCUGGCGAUGAACCUGGCUAUUGGUUCCCAGAAUGCCAUCGCCAGUUGGGGGUCAUCAGCAUCCAACCAGCUCCAAACGCAGGCCAGGAAUGUGUUACUGAAAUUGGUGAAGAAGAAACGGGAACCAGCCGAACCGGUACACUUUGGUAGAGCUUACCUAUGGCAGCAAGUUGAUCCCAGUGAAAUUCUUUACACCGAAGAUGAAGUAGACACUCCCGGUUACCCCAAGCUGUAUGAAUUCCACAACUCUGUCUCGCUACAAAAUCCGCGAUAUGAUCCGGAAGAGGACCUAAGAGAUCUUAGAGAGCAGAAGGGACAUCUGGAUCAUCUCCACUCUCUGGCCAACAGGUCAACAGUACUCUUUGACAAGCCAGCCCACUGCUGGUUGUGUGAGACUGUCUUCUACUCACCUAGGGACUUACUGUUCCAUCUCAACACGCAGACACACAUGGACGAGGAGCACAAGUUGAUUCAAGAAUAUGAAACCUGUUGCCGUUGAAGAGAAGUUUCUUCCACAGUGUCAUCCCUGCGCCCGACAAUGAGGAAAGGGAUUCCUCAAUCCAGCUCCGAGACUGACGGUCGUUUCACCAGGUUCAUCCCGAGCCAAAUAAUCUUACGACACGAAGCCUUAAGCUGUAGACCAGCAAGGUCGCUUCUUGUCAUUUUCACCAGAGGCCGUCUUCAUUAUCUCCCUAUCAUACCAGAGACAAAGGUCACCCAUAGAAAAAUGCACGCACAUGUCGUUGAUAUAACCAGGACCUUUUGUUAUGGCACAGUGUCAAUAUUAAUUUAAUCCAGCUGUCCAAAGAUGGAAACAGUUAAUCAGUUCAGAAAAACUGCUUCACUAAUUUUUCCCCUAGGUUUUGAAUCAAAACCACUGAUUAAGUUUUAGGUCGUAAGACGCUAUUUCACAGGACAGUCGCAUGUAAAAAUUUAAUGAAUAAGUCUAAUUUUGUGUAUUGCGUACAUAUCCGUCUUUAAUACAAAAAGAUUUAUUGUAAUCACACAUUCCUUAAAUGUCAUAAAUUUGAACUGUGUUCUUUUCAUGCCUUUAGGCCAGUCUGUAAAAAUCUUUAAAGCAGGGUUAAUCAACCCAUGGAGGAAGGAUCCUCCAUGAUCAACCCCAAGUGACCAUCACUUGAAAAUGCCCAUUCUAAAGAUUUCAUAAAUACCGAAACCAGCACCAAUGCAAGGGUGUUCAUUUGCAAGAUACAAAUGUGGGAUUGAUAUAUGAGUGAAGGAUGAUAUUUGUAUCAUUGGAAAUGCUAACCUCACACAGUACCUAAGGCUCGAUUUAUUUCCCGGUUAAGAUAUUAUAUUACCCUAAUUCUGUAGGCUUUUGAUCUGCAUUUGACACGAGAGUAUUUGUCACAAUAAAUUUGUUACCUCACAUUGAGCCUAUAUCGCUGUAUUGAACAGGGGUAAACCAAAAAUAUGCCGUUUCACUUGAUUGAAUUCUUUCAAUUCGUUUCCAUGACAAAGACUCGAUGGGGGGGGAAGUAGUCAUUUCUUGUUCAUAAAUGACUUCCAAUAAUUGCCAUUCAGUUUGUAAUGACAAAUGACCCAAACAUUUGGAGGUAGGCAGACGUCCAAAAAUGACUCAGUUCAGAGUCGACAUAUGAGUGUGAGUCAUCGAGAUGUCAUUUCUCUACUCCUCCCUUCUCAUACUCGUCUUGCCCGCGAAAUUGGUUAAGGUUAAAGUUUCAACAGAGGCAAAGCAGGACUUCGUGUAUUUUUGUACACUCUUUGCCAAACUGUUAAUAUAUCUGUACACUCUGUUAUUUCAUUACACAGGUGCACUUGGUAUCAAUCAUUGCGUAAGAAAACUGGUAAUAUGAACCAUUACGUAAGAAAAGCGAUUCUCCCCUUGAACGCACUCAAAUGUCUUUUCUUUGUGCAUGUGCGUCAUUUUUGUUUUGGUCUGCCGUCAGAUUGGAUUAGAUUCUGAGUCAUGUCAGUCUGAUUAAAAACAGGAUGUUUUGAAAUUAAACACCCCAGAUGUUUAUACCUUAUUUAUGGUCAGUCUUUGCUUUCAAUAGGAAAAGAAAUUAAUGUGCUUACCUUGAGACAGGAAGCUGUCUUUUGGCUUGCAGCUUGGAGGCCAUAAAUUUAUUUUCUUUAUUCGGUUUUUUUGGUGUGAUCUAACAGAUAGCGGUGUUCAAGCAGAUAGCUUGACAUUGAUAAACUAUCGGCAUAAACCCAAGUGUUUGUUUCAGCUGGUGUUGCUAAUAUCUGAAUUGGCAAAAGUACUGUUAAAUUAAGGGGGGAUUCGGUUUUCCUUCUUUACAGGGUGGUUGACUUCGUAAUAAAUUUCAGAGACUACUUUCCAGUUUCAUUCCUGUCUAAAUAACAGUCUGAAAAAGAAUUAAUCAGAGAUAGAAGCAAAAAGUAUGACGUCACAUGGUUAUUUGUUAGUUGCAUUCCUUCUUUUUAUAAAGUAGCCUGCCUACUUUUAAAACUCUUUUCCACAAUAAACGGUCACUUGUUAUCUUAGUUGUAGCUUUUCUCUUUUCAUUAUCCUAUGUUAUCUAUGUGCUGCUGGCGAUUGAAAGUUUUGGCAAGUUAUAAAAAAAACCACAGAAAUGCCGCCUAUUGAAGUUGUCGCAUUCUUUAUUUGUUACGACAGGCAGUUCCACACAAAUGUCGCUGUCAGUCAUUUUGUGUACGUCAGGCGGUCUGGAACAAUAAACAUCUGCAUUCUGUUUUUGUUUUGUUUUCUUUACUUUUCUUCUGGCAGUGCACAAGACGAGUAUGAUAGUGCCAACUCGACGGACGAUUGUGUCUUUGAUUUGGCAAUUGUGGUAUAAUGUAGAGUGUAAAACCUAUUUUAAUUUGUUCAAUAAAACAGUUUAUUAUUCGGACAAAUA